AUGUCUCAACAACCCAGGAGGAUCGUUCUCUUCUGUGACGGGACUGGUCAAUCAGAAUACAACCCUGAGAAUCGAUUAACAAACGUAUCACGCAUCAAGAGUUACAUGUCGAUCAGGACGAGCGGUAACACCAGUCAGUCAUCUUUCUAUAUCCCAGGUAUUGGCACAGAAGGUUUCCACACGGAUAAACUGCACCAGGCCAAUGCCAAAGGUAUCGAGACAAGUAUCAAAGCAGGUUACAUCGCCAUUCACGACAACUAUAGCCACGACGACGGCGAUCAGAUAAUCCUACUGGGAUUCUCUAGGGGCGCAUUUGUUAUGAGAUGUGUGGCUGACAUGGUCGGCAGAAUCGGGGUGCUCACAAAAGCUUCCAAUCGUCUUGCCGACCAUCUUGUGGACCUCGUCUUUGAACAGUGGAAAGCACGCAAGGACGGCCAAUACCAACGAUAUGAUCCUGACCCAAGGCAAGUUGACAUUGCAGAUACUCCCACUACUGAUGAUGGGCAAGUUGCUGUCCCAGAAGUUGUUCCAAGCCUGAGUGAUGAGGAUCGAAAAAACAAGGACGCGCUUUUCACAUUUUUGUUGCAACACAGCACGUACCUAAUUCGCGAGGUUCCUAUCAAGGUCUGCCCGCUCUGGGAUACAGUUGCGGCAGUCGACACACCCCUUCUUGGAAUUCAGCAGAUACGCGUUCCCGGCGACUUCGCCUUUGUCAACUCGGGGCUGGAUGACGGAAUCCAACAUGCGAUACACGCACUUUCCCUCCACGAACGUCGUAGGCCUUUUCUGCCGAUUGUCUGGAGGACAUCUGAUACCGCAGGAACUCUUAUAAACCAGACUCGAACUUUACGACAGUGUUGGUUUGUAGGAUACCACAGCGAUAUUGGUGGCGGACGUGAGUUCCAGGGCCUCAGUCAUAUUUCACUGGCGUGGAUAAUCGCAAGGCUUCAGGCUUUUCUGGAGUUUGACGUCGACGAGUUUUCUAACCCUCCCCCAACGAAAUCAAGCUGGAUACUCCAUGGAGAACCUGACAGUGGUGACUCAAUCGUCGUACGUCCCCAGGUCAUUGGGUCCGACUCGAUGAAAGCGAAAUUUCGCCUAGCAGGAACGAAACACCGGACAUCACGUCGGCAUUUCUGGACAACAACAACCUUCGAUAACAUCAAAGAACCAAAUGCCAACACAGGUGACUCUAAGGAGACGAUACACUGGACGGUCAAUGCCAUAACUGGUGUGAGGUGGUACCCGUCAUGCAAAGCUCUCGCGUCGUCCUUGCCAGGGGUAGACUCGAUCGCAAAUUGCCAAUGUGGACAGGGCAACACCAGGCACUGGCGACACUGGACUAUCCCACUGAAAUCCUCAGCCAUUCCAAACUACCGCGUCUGUGAAGAGACCGCCUUGGAGGCGAAUCCGAAUUUGGAGGUUGAUGGGGAGCUGGAGCUGAAGCUGCUGUCGAAGUGGCUCUCGUCCGAACUGAAGGCUCUCCAGAGGGACAGCAAAGAAAGCGAUCCAGUUCCGAAGACCUGCAUAUGCGAGGUGAUGGAUGGCAUAUGGAGGCGAUUUUAUAACACGGCUUGA
Messenger RNA from Fonsecaea nubica, 1578 nucleotides. RefSeq lists its product as hypothetical. The transcript has 3 exons. Bases 1 to 1578 code for a protein of 525 amino acids. NCBI's taxonomy places the organism in Eukaryota, Fungi, Ascomycota, Eurotiomycetes, Chaetothyriales, Herpotrichiellaceae. The record is from RefSeq and is a predicted model, not a curated record.